Drosophila arizonae is the source of this 1409-nucleotide messenger RNA. Its product is annotated as tRNA (adenine(37)-N6)-methyltransferase. The record is from RefSeq and is a predicted model, not a curated record. NCBI's taxonomy places the organism in Eukaryota, Metazoa, Arthropoda, Insecta, Diptera, Drosophilidae.
AAUAUAAAAUAAAGAAUAAAAUAAUGUUAAGUGUAUAUUAAAAGUGUUAAAUUAAGUAUAUGUUUACACGUUCCGGCUGUUACGCAUUACGAACAUGCACGAGGAUGACUUGAAAAAUCAAUUGACCAUUGCGCGCAACGAGAUAAACAACUUGAGACAGCAGGUGCGCAAUUUACAGCAUGUGCAGCGCAAGGACAUUGAGACAAUAAACCGGCUGCUGCAGGAUUUUCGCUGCGAAGGCUGCGCCAAGGCCAAGGACAACCUGCAGAACAGCAGCAAUGAUAACGAAGACGUCGUCCACUUCAAGUCCAUUGGCAUAAUACGCACCGACUUCCCAGAGAAACGCGCUGUGCCCCGGCAGUCGAGCGUGGGCAAUCGCCUACGUAGCUUCAUACAUCUUAGUGAUGGCACUUUUACCAAUCCGGAGCAUUCACUUGAGGGCUUAGCCGAUUUCUCUCAUAUGUGGAUUAUCUACCAUUUUCAUCGAAACAAUUCACAUCCCAAGGCAAAAGUGGCACCCCCUCGCUUAGGCGGAGAGCGCGUUGGCGUCUUCUCCACACGUUCGCCGCAUCGGCCUUGUCCCAUUGGAUUGUCGCUGGUGGAGAUCGAGAGGAUUGAGGGUGAUAGAAUAAGCUUCUUUGGAACUGACAUGGUGGAUGGCACUCCUGUGCUGGAUAUUAAGCCAUAUAUACCCUACUAUGAUGCACCUGUGCUAAGUGUAGACUCAGGUCGAACUGCUGCAAUGCCCAAUGAAAACAAUGCCGACUUUUAUGGGUCCCGUCAAGAACCAGAUGGCGAGGAAUCCGAUUUGGAACUGUACGGAGCGAGUGGCUAUACGGCCAAUAAUAUAAAUCCCGAUGUCUUGAGCGGUCAACCGCCAUUGCCGAGUGCUGUGCGUGUACCCAAUUGGGUUGUGGCCAACCAUCGUCUGACCGUUUGCUUCAAUGAGCACGCCGAGGCCCAACUGCUGGAGCUGCAAGUGCAAAAGCAAUGCAUUGUGGACAUCUUGGAAGCGGAUCCUCGUUCCGUAUAUCUGCGCACAAAAUACGGCUCACAAAUAUUUACGUUUCAACUAAGCGAAGUUACUGUCACUUGCAAAUUUGAUGAUAAAGCUGGAAUUGUGACUGUGGUUCAAGUGCGGCGCAAUGAGAAUAUUCAAGUCGCUGCUUUGGACGGUGGAGAUUCGCACAAUUCCUGAUGGGGCCGUGUAUUUAAGAUAAAUAUUACAAAAUAUAAUAUUUGCAAAGGUUUUGAAAACUGUUUCGCUUGUGUAGUAAAACAAAAAGUUAAUUAUCUUUGUGUGUGUUUUAGCUUAAGUAUUCAAGUUGAGGAGCUUUAAAAAUGUAAACUGUUUCGAUUAUGUAUAAUAUAUAUGUAUAUGAGGCAACGCGCUUAUAAUGUAACGAAAA